CUUAAUUUAAUGACGCGUUGAAUUAUAUUAAUAUUUAUUCGAUCUAGAAAUGAAUCAACAAAGUCAUCUUAUUUAUUUUCAGGUCUAAUUUUUUUUUUUAUUUUUUGUGAGUGGAAAAAUAGACCAUACUUUGUGUAUAGUAUAUCCUAUCCGAAUACAAUUUUAAAAUUGGAUUGAUUAUUGAUUAUUGACUACUAAAAUAAGUAAGUUUGUUUGACAAAAUUAAGACUUCUUAACGAAAUUAAGAAUUAUUGUGUAUAGCAAAUUAAAAUGAGUGUAAUUAUUAUUACUGAUCAAUAAAUAUAUGGAUAAAAAUAUCUAAAAAAAAAGAGAGAGGGGCGAUUCAUUUUUAUGGUACAAAACUCAUUCAUCUCGCUUAUUUCGCAAGAAGAAAAAGAAGAAAACAGGGGAUCUGUUGAAUUUCAAGUAUUUAGUUGGACCAAUAAAAUAAGAAGACUUACUUCACAUUUGGAAUUGCACAGAAAAGACUAUUCCUCUCAAAGAGGUCUACGUAAAAUUCUGGGAAAACGUCAACGAUUGCUGUCUUAUUUGUCAAAGAAAAAGAGAGUACUUUAUAAAUACUUAAUAAAUCAGUUGGGUAUUCGAGAAUCAAAAACUCGUUAAUUUUAAGAGUCAUUUUGAACUAUUUGCUUUAUUAGAUCUUGAAUUUUGAUAAACUGUUUUUCGUUUUACGCAAUUCGUAGAAGAAUGAAUCGAGGAAAAACUUAUGAAUAUACCAGUUACAAGAAAGGAUCUCAUGAUAGUCAAUAUGGGCCCCCACCACCCGUCAAUGCAUGGUGUUCUUCGACUCGUCGUUACUCUGGACGGCGAAGAUGUUAUUGACUGUGAACCAAUAUUGGGUUAUUUACACAGAGGGAUGGAAAAAAUUGCGGAAAACCGAACUAUUAUACAAUAUCUGCCUUAUGUAACCCGUUGGGAUUAUUUAGCUACUAUGUUCACAGAAGCAAUAACUGUAAAUGGGCCAGAACGGCUAGGAAAUAUUCAAGUACCGAAAAGAGCUAGUUAUAUCAGAGUAAUUAUGUUGGAAUUGAGUCGUAUAGCUUCUCAUUUGUUAUGGCUCGGCCCUUUCAUGGCAGAUAUUGGUGCACAGACUCCUUUCUUCUAUAUUUUCAGAGAAAGAGAAUUAGUAUAUGAUCUAUUCGAAGCUGCUACGGGUAUGAGAAUGAUGCAUAAUUAUUUUCGUAUCGGAGGAGUGGCGGCUGAUCUACCUUAUGGAUGGAUAGAUAAAUGUUUGGAUUUCUGCGAUUAUUUUUUAACAGGAGUUACUGAAUAUCAAAAACUUAUUACAAGAAAUCCUAUUUUUUUAGAACGAGUUGAGGGCGUAGGCAUUAUUGGUAGAGACGAAGUAAUAAAUUGGGGUUUAUCAGGACCAAUGCUGCGAGCGUCCGGAAUACAAUGGGAUCUUCGUAAAAUUGAUCAUUAUGAGUGUUACGACGAAUUUGAUUGGGAAGUACAAUGGCAAAAAGAAGGGGAUUCAUUAGCUCGUUAUUUAGUCCGAAUUGGCGAAAUGGCGGAAUCCAUCAAAAUUAUUCAACAGGCGCUGGAAGGAAUUCCGGGGGGGCCCUACGAGAAUUUAGAAAUACGAUACUUUGAUAGAAAAAGGUAUCCAGAAUGGCAUGAUUUUGAAUAUCGAUUCAUUAGUAAAAAACCCUCCCCCACUUUUGAAUUGCCGAAACAAGAACUUUAUGUGAGAGUCGAAGCCCCUAAAGGGGAAUUGGGAAUUUUUCUGAUAGGGGAUCAGAGUGGUUUUCCUUGGAGAUGGAAAAUUCGACCACCUGGUUUUAUCAAUUUGCAAAUUCUUCCUCAGUUAGUUAAAAGAAUGAAAUUGGCUGAUAUUAUGACAAUACUAGGUAUACAAGAUAUCAAUUCUUUUUACAGAGUGGAAUCUUUAAAAGGGGUCUAUGGAAUUAUAUGGGUGCUUGUCCCUAUUUUUACUCUUGUAUUAGGAAUCACAAUAGGCGUACUAGUAAUUGUAUGGUUAGAAAGAGAAAUAUCCGCAGGGCUACAACAACGUAUUGGACCCGAAUAUUCCGGUCCCUUAGGAGUUCUUCAAGCUCUAGCAGAUGGGACAAAAUUACUUUUCAAAGAAAAUAUUCUUCCAUCUAGAGGAGAUACUCGGUUAUUCAGUAUCGGACCAUCCAUAGCAGUUAUAGCAAUUCUACUAAGUUAUUCAGUAAUUCCUUUUGACUAUCACCUUGUUUUAGCCGAUCUCAAUAUCGGGGUUUUUUUGUGGAUUGCGGUUUCAAGUAUUGCUCCCAUUGGACUUCUUAUCUCAGGAUAUGGCUCAAACAAUAAAUAUUCCUUUUUAGGUGGUCUACGAGCUGCUGCUCAAUCGAUUAGUUAUGAAAUACCAUUAACUCUAUGUGUAUUAGCAAUAUCUCUACGAUUAUCUAAUAGUUUAAGUACAGUUGAUAUUGUUGAGGCUCAAUCAAAAUAUGGUUUUUGGGGUUGGAAUUUGUGGCGUCAACCUAUAGGGUUUAUCGUUUUUCUAAUCUCUUCCCUAGCAGAAUGUGAGAGAUUACCUUUUGAUUUACCGGAAGCGGAAGAAGAAUUAGUAGCGGGUUAUCAAACCGAAUAUUCGGGUAUCAAAUUUGGUUUAUUUUAUGUUGCUUCCUAUCUAAACCUAUUAAUUUCUUCAUUAUUUGUAACAGUUUUGUACUUGGGCGGUUGGAAUAUCUCUAUUCCAUACAUAUUCGUUGCCGAGCUUUUUGAAAUAAAUAAAGCACGUGAGGUCUUUGGAACGACAAUUGGUAUCUUUAUUACAUUAGCCAAAACUUAUUUGUUCUUGUUCAUUCCUAUCACAACAAGAUGGACUUUACCUAGGCUAAGAAUGGACCAACUAUUAAAUCUGGGAUGGAAAUUUCUUUUACCUAUUUCUCUCGAAACAAACAUAAAGAUUUUCAUAGAUAUUUACGAUAUGUUCCCUAUGGUAACCAGGGUUAUGGAUUAUGGUCAACAAACAGUACGAGUUGCAAGAUAUAUUGGUCAAAGUUUCAUGAUUACCCUAUCCCAUGCAAAUCGUUUACCUGUAACUAUUCAAUAUCCUUAUGAAAAAUUAAUCACAUCAGAACGUUUCCGCGGUCGAAUACACUUCGAGUUUGAUAAAUGCAUUGCUUGUGAAGUAUGUGUUCGUGUAUGCCCUAUGGAUCUACCUGUUGUUGAUUGGGAACUGGAAACUAAUAUUCGAAAGAAACGUUUGCUUAAUUACAGUAUUGAUUUCGGAAUCUGUAUAUUUUGUGGUAACUGCGUUGAGUAUUGUCCAACAAAUUGUUUAUCCAUGACUGAAGAAUAUGAGCUUUCUACUUAUGAUCGUCACGAAUUGAAUUAUAAUCAAAUUGCCUUGGGUCGUUUACCGAUGUCAGUAAUUGACGAUUAUACAAUUCGAACAAUUUUAAAUUCACCUAAAAUAAAAUAAAAAAAAAAAGAAGUAAAUCCUUUGA
This is a messenger RNA of Quercus lobata, 3461 nucleotides long. RefSeq lists its product as uncharacterized. The record is from RefSeq and is a predicted model, not a curated record. The transcript has 4 exons. Gene Ontology annotation, cellular component: chloroplast thylakoid membrane. The coding region runs from base 728 to 3436 and encodes 902 amino acids. Gene Ontology annotation, molecular function: 4 iron, 4 sulfur cluster binding; quinone binding; NAD binding. NCBI's taxonomy places the organism in Eukaryota, Viridiplantae, Streptophyta, Magnoliopsida, Fagales, Fagaceae.